Messenger RNA from Delphinapterus leucas (beluga whale), 5824 nucleotides. The record is from RefSeq and is a predicted model, not a curated record. NCBI's taxonomy places the organism in Eukaryota, Metazoa, Chordata, Mammalia, Artiodactyla, Monodontidae.
CGAUGACAACAGGCAAUCGCUCCAGGUCGAAUAAAAAGGAGUCGCUUCCCCGCGCGCCGCCGCCCCCCGCUGCCUGCCCCGGGGGGGGCCCCCCCCCGGCGGCCUCCAGUGGCCGCGGGCGCCGGCGUCCCCCGCCCCCGCCUCGCGCGCAAGUGCGAGGCUGCCCGCGGCGAGGCUCACGCUCUGCCGCUCCCGGCUUCCGCGCAAAACUUCGAGCCGGGCCGCGUGAAGUUGUCGCUCCCCUUUCGGAGCGGGAGAGAGCUUGGGGAAGAGCCGGGCAGUGAGGACCGCGGUGGCUGGGCGCGCGCUUUUUUUUUUUUUUUUUUUUUUCCUCUGUCGUCGAUCCGGAGUUUUGGCUCCUCUCCUUUCCUCCUCCCCCUCGUAGCCGGCUUCUCCCCCGCCCCGUCUCUCCCCCACUGGUGUAAGCUGUUUGUUGGGGGGUGGCCGAAGGGGAUGUCCUCUUUUCACCAGAGGCACAGCGUUCAGGGGAAACUUCAACACUAGAAGGCACGAGAAUAAGUACCUAAAUACGGACGCACGGAUCCGCUGCUGGGGGAGACACUUGAAUUUGGGAUCCCGAGACGGUCCGGGCGGCAGGAGGUAGUCCAUUUUUAAUUGAAGGAAGCUGCUUCUACUUGGGAGUGGCAGGAGAAGUAAGAAAACCACAUGGAAGACUCCCAGGAUUUAAAUGAACAAUCAGUAAAGAAAACGUGCACAGAAUCAGAUGUUCCAGAACCCCAGAAUUCCAGGUCUAUGGAAAUGCAGGACCUAGCGAGUCCUCAUCCUCUUGUUGGAGGUGGCGAUACUCCUGGUAGCUCCAAACUGGAGAAAGCUAAUCUCAGCAGCACAUCGGUCACCACAAAUGGAACAGGAGUGUCUCUCCUUGCAGUCAAAACAGAGCCUUUGAACAGCAGUGAAACCACAACCACGACUGGAGAUGGAGCGCUUGACACUUUUACUGGGUCAGUAAUAACAAGUAGUGGCUAUAGCCCCAGAUCAGCGCAUCAAUAUUCCCCACAGCUGUAUCCUUCCAAGCCCUAUCCACACAUUCUUUCUACACCAGCAGCUCAAACAAUGUCUGCCUAUGCAGGCCAGACUCAGUAUUCGGGGAUGCAGCAGCCAGCCGUCUACACAGCGUACUCACAGACAGGACAGCCCUAUAGCCUGCCCACUUACGAUCUGGGCGUGAUGUUACCAGGCAUCAAGACAGAGGGCGGACUCUCACAAACUCAGUCACCGUUACAGAGUGGGUGCCUCAGUUACAGCCCAGGGUUUUCUACCCCGCAGCCAGGCCAGACACCUUAUUCUUACCAGAUGCCAGGUUCUAGCUUUGCACCGUCAUCUACUAUUUAUGCAAAUAAUUCAGUUUCCAAUUCAACGAAUUUCAGUGGUUCACAACAGGAUUAUCCAUCCUACACAGCCUUUGGCCAAAACCAGUAUGCACAGUAUUACUCUGCAUCAACAUAUGGAGCAUAUAUGACAUCAAAUAACACAGCUGAUGGCACGUCCUCCUCGACCUCAACCUACCAGUUGCAGGAGUCUCUCACAGGACUGACUAGCCAACCAGGAGAGUUUGAUACUGUGCAGAGCCCCUCCACACCCAUCAAAGAUCUUGAUGAGAGAACGUGCAGGAGUUCUGGGUCAAAGUCCCGAGGAAGAGGCCGGAAAAGUAAUCCUUCCCCGCCUCCGGACAGUGACCUGGAGCGUGUGUUUGUGUGGGACUUGGAUGAAACCAUCAUUGUUUUCCACUCACUGCUCACGGGAUCUUAUGCCCAGAAGUAUGGCAAGGAUCCCCCCAUGGCUGUAACCCUUGGACUCCGAAUGGAGGAGAUGAUUUUUAAUCUUGCUGAUACACAUUUAUUUUUUAAUGAUUUAGAGGAGUGUGAUCAAGUUCACAUAGAUGAUGUUUCCUCUGAUGAUAAUGGGCAAGACUUAAGUACCUACAGUUUUGCAACUGAUGGCUUCCAUGCAGCUGCAAGUAGUGCAAACCUUUGUUUGCCAACAGGUGUAAGAGGAGGGGUUGACUGGAUGAGGAAGUUGGCUUUUCGUUACAGAAGAGUAAAAGAAUUAUACAACACCUACAAGAACAAUGUGGGAGGACUUCUUGGCCCUGCCAAGAGAGAUGCGUGGCUGCAGUUGAGGGCUGAGAUUGAAGGUCUGACGGACUCCUGGCUAACAAAUGCACUUAAAUCUUUAUCAAUUAUUAGUACUAGGAGUAACUGCGUAAAUGUCUUGGUAACAACAACCCAGCUGAUCCCAGCACUUGCGAAGGUUCUACUCUAUAGUUUAGGAGGUGCUUUUCCCAUUGAGAAUAUUUACAGUGCAACUAAAAUAGGCAAGGAAAGCUGUUUUGAGCGUAUAGUGUCCAGAUUUGGCACUAACAUAACUUAUGUUGUGAUUGGAGAUGGCCGAGAUGAGGAGCAUGCCGCUAACCAGCACAAUAUGCCCUUUUGGAGGAUAUCAAGUCAUUCAGACCUCUUGGCUCUACAUCAAGCACUGGAAUUAGAGUAUUUGUAACUGUGUUCUCUAGCUGGAGAUCCGUUUUUUUUGUUUUUUGUUUUUUUUUUUAUAUUUCAAGUACACUGAAUUUUUAUGUGUGAUUCAAUGCCUCUGGCUUUACACAUAUAAAUUGUCUUAAAGGAUGAAAUCAUAUUUGGAAUGAGAAUUCCAGAAUGAAGAAUUCAGAUUGCUGAAUGGAAUUAAACUUUAGUGCUACAGAAAGGAAGCUCUAUGGUCUUAUAUUUACAACGCUUUAAUGGUUUUAAAAAAAAAUCUGUGGAGGUUGCUGGUACACACCGAAUGAGUCCUAACUGGAAGCAACAGCUUUAGCAAAGAGCUCUCACCCCGGCAAAGCACCAACACAGGCUCCGUCUGACAAGGUUCAACAACAUUCCUCAAAAUGGGAGAUCUUCUCAGCCCUGAGGUUUGAAUCUGACUUUAGCCUACCUAGCCCAGAAAAUCUGAAUUGGAAUGCACUCAGACUGUGUAAGGACAGUCCUAUCUAGACCUGUAAUUUGUGUAAAUUAUUGAUGAAAGUAAUUUACUGUGACUUUAUUAGCAGCUGACUUUGAAAGUGGAUGCAAUUUUUCUUUCAUUUGUCGGGGAGGGUAGUGGGAGGGGAAAUGGGAAUCUAAUCAUGUCUCUUUUUUAAGUUUGGCAAACAGAAUGUUCAUACUGAUGUGUUGUGCCUUAAAGACAAGACAGCAUUUGUGUGUUACAAUGUAACUUUGGUUAAAAUCUCUGUAGAUAAUGAAAAACAAAAACCUUUGUGAUCAUUCUUAAGAUGACCAAAUUUAAAAUUCAAGCUAUCAAAGCUUCAUAAUGCGUCAGCAAGAAACUGAGUAUUUGUUGCAAUAAGAAAACAAUAAUAAUAAAGGAAAGCUUGUGUUUUAUUUGGGUUCUUAAUAAUUCCAAUAAUUGUAUGAGGCAACUAUUGGUGCAUCCAACCAGAAGCAGAAGGUUUGGGAAAGACUGUGGGACCUUUACUUAGAAAGUGAAGUGUAUGUUGAAACCUCGAAUAUCCUUUCUACAGUUUUACUGGAGAAAACUAAGAGCCAUAUUCAUGAUGACCUAUACUGUUUGGAGUCUGACUCGUUGAUACGUCUAAGUUGUACAGAGGAAAAUAUUCUGAUGAAAAUCAUAAGCAAAUAUCACCCAAACUUUCUUAGAAUAUGCAUGAACGUGGCUUAAAAUUCACAUUGGGUGAACAGGGCUUAAAAUAAAGCUAAGUGCAUUUAUUCCCAAUGCCAUUGCAAAAAUGAAGUGUCAUCGGUAGUGGAAGGUGAAUGCCCCAGACGGUUUCUAAGGAAAGAAGUGAAUCAAUGAAAAUUUUACCUAGACUAUCAUCAUAAAAUAAAUGAACAAGUGAGCCAGAUCUUGGCAGCGUUACUGAAGUUACAGCAGUGAAAUAGUAUCUGGUUCUCUGUCUUAACACAUCCAUCCAGUUUCUCUCCAUUACAGACCUGCGUACCUUAGUUUCUGGCUGUACCACUUACUGCACAAUGGACUUCAUUCAUUGCAAGGAGAGCCUGUCAUCGUUGUGUUUGCAUGUUUUUUUUUUCUUGGUGUGUAGCCCAUGUUAGGAACACGAUACAGGUUCUCCUGUCAUUUCGUAUGACAUGAUUUCCCUUGUGGAAAUUUAAGACUUCAAGAUCUAGGAGUGUUUUAAUGGUGACUACACCUGCAGUUCUGUGUUUAAAAUGUCACAAUGCGGAACUUGCCAUCCAGCUACUAAGCAGUGCUCCUAACCAGAGGCUGGUCCACGAUAAUCCAUCAUCUGAGGCUUCGGUGGCUCCCAAAAGAUUGGUGCUUUGUACACUGAUCACAACAUUUGCUAUGGAAAUGUGAUUUUAUUUUCCAAGCUAUAAACCUGUAUUUCUUUACUGUACGCUAAGGCCAUGUUUACAUUGGGCAGAAAGAGAUUGAGACCCUAUUUUGCAGAUUUUAAGAUUGUGGUUUCAUCACACGUAGACCUUAAUCUUAAUCUUUAAAUUUUGUAGCUUUUGGCUACCUCUGCACCAAGUACUCUUGCAGAUAGAUUAAGGUUGGAAUACUUAAUAAGAAUAAAUCUUACAUUUCUAUUGGCCUUUAGCUUGAAAAUAGUAGUUUUAAAAAAUUAAAGAGCUGCAUUGAUUAUCAGUACAUAAUUCUAUUUUGUGCACUAAAACCUUAAAUAUUUAUUACUGUGAACAAAACAAAAUUAUCUUUACUGUAGAGCCAGGUUCUUUAAAUGAUAGAAUUUUGGCAUUACAUCGAAAUUUUUCACUCUUUUUUUCAUAUCAGACAGGCAAGGCUUCUUAUGCUGCUAAACCUGCAGGUACAGAAAGGAACACCCCUUUACAGGGCAAAGAGAAGAGUCACUGAUUUUACAUCAGCAGUGCUAUUUCCCACAGACCUCUUCUCCGAUGACGAUGUGUUCAGAAGAGGCUGCCAACCUAAAACCUACAUGCUAGGUUGUUGGAGAACAGCUCGUCUGGCACCACCGUGGUGCAGGCCAAUGAGCCCACAUCACAGUUUGUCCUGUGACUUUGAGCAUGCUCAGGCUAGAACGCUUCUCUUCCCCCGCUUAGGAACCCAAGAUCCUAUUCCUUUCUGAUCUUAAAAACAAAAGAUAAACCAACAAACAAAAAAGCCCCUUUGGAAGUUUCCAUGUUCUGUUGACAUAUAGGAUAUUGUGCCUUAUUAUAAACCAAUCUGAAAAUGUUUUGUCACGGACAUGGGUUUUUGGUUCCUAUAUGUACAAACUUGUCAUAUCGCCGGGACAGGUCACCACCUCGUGUUGCACCUGAAGAAUAGCAAAACAGGUGGCCCAGCUACAAUAGUGUCACAGACAAGAUGAAGUCAUUACACCCUGCAAAGAUUUGUAAAUCAAAUUCAGAGGCAAAAAAAUAUUUUAGGAUCAUGCAAUUUGUGCACAAAAAGUAGAUAAUAACACUCUAAAAAUGUUUUUUCCCUUAGUCUCUGGUGAGCUAAGAUUCAAAAUAGUGUCAACAGCAUGCUCAGUAUGAAGGUUUUUGGGGUUUUUUUUUUAAUGCACAUUUGUUUAUGACAAGCCUGCAUUCUCAGUGAAUAUGGCAUUUAGUAUUUCUUUUAAAAACAAACAAGCAUCUUGAGCCAAAGUUGCAUUUUUGACUCCCAACUAUGGUAGCAUUAUGGAAAUCUAACAAAGUCAAGGGUUUCUGUUACGUAUUAGUAAAGUAUAGAUUAUUGGGGCCUACAUAAUUUAAAGAAAUGUAAAUUAAUAUUAAAAGCUUGUAAAAAUAUGUAUAUCUUUACUAUUUCUCAAUAAAUACCUUUGGAAAUGAUUCCGUUUUCUUCACCCUCC